Messenger RNA from Erinaceus europaeus (western European hedgehog), 2049 nucleotides. RefSeq names its product centromere protein K (gene CENPK). Bases 144 to 1013 code for a protein of 289 amino acids. The transcript has 10 exons. NCBI's taxonomy places the organism in Eukaryota, Metazoa, Chordata, Mammalia, Eulipotyphla, Erinaceidae. Gene Ontology annotation, cellular component: nucleus. Gene Ontology annotation, biological process: mitotic sister chromatid segregation; kinetochore assembly. The record is from RefSeq and is a predicted model, not a curated record.
UCGCGAUUGGUUGGGGAGAAGGUAACGACCCAAUCAACAAGCAGCGCGCGCGGAGGUCCGGGGCACGAAAGCCAGAGCUACUUCCGGCCAAGCGGAGUUCAAGUCUGUCUACCUUUGUGGAGGCCAAGAAAAUUGUAAGACACAUGUCAAUGAGUCAACAACAUCUAGAUCAACAAGAUCUAGAUCCAGAUAGUACUACAGAAGUGGAAAAUAAUCAAAAUGCUGAAGAAGAACUUUUUAAAGAAUGUGAAGAGAUGUGGAAAGAUAUGGAAGAAUGUCAGAAUAAAUUAUCUCUUGUUGGAACUGAGACCCUUACUGAUUCAAAUGCUCAGCUAUCAUUACUAAUUAUGCAAGCAAAAUGCUUGACUGCUGAGCUCAGUCAAUGGCAGAACGAAACUCCUGAAAUAAUUCCACUCAGUGAAGAAAUUCUGGUAUCACUGGGAAAAGAGCAGUUCACAAAAUUGAAACAUGAUCUUGAACUGGUGCUAUCUACUGUUCAAUCAAAGAAUGAAAAGUUAAAGGAAGACCUGGAAAGGGAGCAGCAGUGGUUACGUGAACAGCAGCAGAUAAUGGAAUCUCUUAAUGCACUACAUAACAAAAUGAAAGAGCAGAUUGUGACCUUUUCUGAGUCAAGAGUCAUCAGUGAACUUAAAACUAAGUUGCAUGAUAUAAAAGAAUAUAGAAAGAAACUCUUAAUUACCAUGGGUGAAUUUCUAGAAGACCAUUUUCCUUUGCCUGACAGAAAUGCUAAAAAGAAAAAGAAAAACAAAGAAACAACUGAACAUCUGAUAACACUGCAUGAGAUUUUGGAGUUAUCACUGGGACUUGGUGCCUACACUACAAAUCCACUGCUCCUGGAGGCCACUUUUCUCUUUUGUUGCCCUUGUUUACUGUUUUUGUUGUUAUUAUUGCUGUCGUUGUUGUUGGAUAAAACAGAGAAAUCGAGAGAGGUGGAGAGACAGACACCUGCAGGUGGUGAUGCAGAAUUGAACCUGGGUCCUUGUGCUUGGUAAUAUGUAUACUUAACCAGGUGCACCAUCACUUGGCCCCUUCAUUAAAGUUACUUAUUUGUUUAUUUGUUUAUUUGCUUAUUUAUUCUUCGAUAGAGACAGAGGAAUUGAGAGAAGGGGAUAUAGAGAGGGAAAUCGAGAGAGACCUGCAGCCCUGCUUCACCACGCAUGAAACUAUCCCCUUGCAGGUAGAGACCUGAGUCCUUGUACAUUUAACCACCUGCACUACCACCUGGCCCCUUAAAAUAAAUUUUUAAAAAUAAAAUAUCUCUGAACCUUUAAAAAAUGUAUUAGAGCUUCAACCAAUUUAUAAAAUAUAUUAAAUGCUUUACAAGAGCUUGAUUUUACAGUUCAUUGCAAAUUGGGUAAGAGAUAGCUGAAACAAUCUAGAAGGAGUAGGAUAUUUAAUCAUCUGUUUUCCUUUUUCAAAUCAGAAGUCUUUUUGGAAAACUUUUUAAAAAAAAUUUUAUUAUCUUUAUUUAUUUAUUGGAUAGAGACAGCCAGAAAUUGAGAGGGAUGGGGUAGUAGAGAGGGGAAGAGACAGAGAGACACCUGCAACACUGCUCACCCUUGCAAAGCUUUACCCCUUGCAGGUAAGGACCAGAGGCUCGAACCUGGGUCCUUAUGCACUCAAUCAGGUGCACCACUACCCAGUGGUAAGAAAACUUUUUUUGUUAUAAUUUUGUGCACUGGAUUUGAAAAUGUAUUUUUAUCUAAGAGCCAUCUUAACAUACUAUAUUAUUGCUUUUUAAAACAAUUCAAAUAUAUUUUAUAUUUGAAGUUAGAACCUUUAAAAAUAUUAUUUUAUGGAAGAGAGAAAGGUCUGCAGGUGGCUUUCUCUCCCCCUCUGUCUUCCCCUCCUCUCUCUAUUUCUGUCUGUCCUGUCUAACAAUGACAACAACAAUAAUAACUACAAAAACAAUGAAAAAACAAGGGAAAAUAAAUAAAUAUUUAAAAAAUAAAGAAGAAAAAAAACUAUUAAAUUAAUAGUUAUUUAAAGAGGGGAAAUGUCACUCAUUGGUAUAUAGCUUCAUUGUGU